GCACGUGCGGACAUUCCUUCGGGAUCCUUCAGCUUACCUCGAUACAGCUACGCAGGGUGCAUGUCAGUUUGGCACCAAAGUCUUCACUCUGCAAACUAGGUACGUGGCAUCCUCGCUUCCGCAGUUCAAAGUAGAAGAUGUCCUGAAGAUGCUCGAUGUCUUCGAGCGACUCGGAGGCGAUGGCUGGCCUGAUGAGCCUAAGAUGCCCAUGCUCGAUGCGCCACCCGUACCUGCAUAUUCGAUUUGUCUCACAUUGCUGUGGCCGGUGCCAGUGUUCAUCUUUUGGCUUCUGGAUUUCCUUCUAACUCGUCGAAGACGCACAGUCCGCCAAUCCGGCACAGAUACAGACGGGGGACAACAGCAAUUCGUAGCGCAUGACGAGGACGCAGACGCUUCACAAGAUUAUCCGAUACGUUUGGGCACAUUCGCGCGGGAAACGCGGCCCGGCCAUUUUCCAGUGAUGCUGGCAUCUUUGGAGCAUUCCUUGCCGCACUUGGCGAAAGGUCGGGCAACGGCAGGAGGACUAGGAAAAGUCGUGGAUCUCAUUGCCAGGAAGCAUCCAUCCGACAUAUUGCUGGUUCAUCCGAUGCUGAAACCAGAGGAUGGAAAACUGCAGUACGGGCAACCGCACGAAGAGCUAAUGCCUCUCCGACUCGUGAUCGGAGGUUAUCGCAUGAGAUUUUCCAAUCACGGCAUUUAUCCAAAUCCUCUGUCGCGACGAGCAGUCCUGAGAUUCUUUUCGCUGUGGAACCAAGCGGUGGGUGCUCUACUGGCUCGUCACAAGCCUCGCGUCUUUCAUUGCCCAGAUUUUCACACUGCUAUCGCACCCUGGUACGCGUUGCCGGAGCAUCCAGACUUGCGAAUGCUGCUUGUGCUACACAACGCUGAAUAUCAGGGAACUAUCAGCACAGAUAUGAUCUUUGGUACCAGGCUCAGCACCAUAGCCUCACUGUUCAACUUGCCGCCGCGAAUGGUGGAGGACCAUCUGGUUCUGGAUGGGCGGUUUAACAUGCUCAAAGCAGCUGUCGAUUUCGUGCGAGAGAAGCAAGGUGGUCGUGGUGUUUGUGCAGUCUCCCAGUGGUAUGCAGCUGAGUGUCACGCAAGCUACGGCGUUCUGUGGCCAUUGCCGAGCAUACAAGGUUUGGACAAUCCAAUGCUCGAAGAAGAGCGCGCCGUUGUGAAAGGAGACAUCAAUCAAGCUAAAGCUGAAGCUAAGCAUCGCAUCCAAAGGAGGUUUGGUCUUCAAGAAAACCCCAAUGCGCGCCUCUUCGUUUCAUUAGGCCGACUGGUGCGCCAGAAGGGCGUCGACCUAAUCGCAGAUGUUGCGGGAUGGCUUCUGUCAGAGCAUGUGGAUGCGCAGUUGAUAUUGGUGGGUCCCAUUGGAGAUGGGUUUGGCCACUAUGCUGCCACCAAGCUGCAGCAGCUGGACGAGAACGGACAAUACCAGGGGCGACUGUAUGUGAACAUCCAGUUCAUGCGAGAUCCUGAAGCUCUGAAGGACAUGAAACUCG
Molecule: messenger RNA, 1511 nt
Organism: Symbiodinium necroappetens
Lineage: Eukaryota; Dinophyceae; Suessiales; Symbiodiniaceae
Source: the annotation of a GenBank genome assembly